AAAACGUGACGUGUAUGUAUGUUUCUGGAAAUUUGAUUAACGCCGUAAAGAACGUGCACAGGUUGGAGAGAGCGUUUAGAAACCACGAACCACAUCUUCUUCGUGUGUGUGCAUUAUCGGAACUGGUCUGGUCAAUAGAGUAAAUAGGUUAAAAUAUGAAGGGUUAGUUUUAAGGAACGUGUUAAUGUCUUAUGCCGUAAUGAUGAUAUAUGGACCCACUCCACGCAAGAGAAAGCAGCUGACUCAAAUGAGAGACGCACAUUCUAAUAAGGGUCGUCGUGGGAUCCAAUUACUCUCGGUUCCUAAUCCACUUAAUAAUUUUCAUGCGCCUCUUUCACGUUAAAGCUGAUAUAUAAGUAUACUUUAAAUAUAAGUUAAUAUUUUGGUCGACCACUUCUUUCAUUUCAAACGUUGUUGUCUUUUACCUAUUCCCAACGCAAAUAUUCUAAUUACCUUUUAAACUUAAACAUAUAUAAAUUCCUAUAUCCAUCUAAAACUAUCUGAAUUUUGGUGGAGAAUAGUCGAUAUACAUACAUGUCUAUCUCAUUUGAAUAAACCGACCAAUUUAAGAUGUACCAGAUAAUACUCUAAUUAGUAGUUUAAUAUUGUUUUAAUGGUUGACCUUAAACCAAAACGAUACCAAGCAAACGGUGUACGUAAUCCACAUCAUAAAUUUUGCAACACAAGGUACGGUUAAGUAUUAUAUUGAUCUUGAAAUCGUAUAACAAUUUAAACAAAUGCAAUAAUAAAUAUGUCUAAAACGUUAAUUUUCAUAGACGUACAUGAAUAUGGUAAAUUUCAGGUUUUUUUGGUGUCGCUGUUCGUACCACUAAGUCCAAGGAUUCUAAUGAAUGUGUGCUGCCUCAAAUAUGUGCAUGGUGCAUCUGUCGAAUAUGCUUAUGUAUGUCAGCAUGUCGUAUUAAACGUUAUCGAUUGCAUCACUUGCAUUAUGUCGUUAUUAACUAGUCAUACACACAAUGUUCUAUCGUAUGUUUGGUUCACAAAUCAACACGUUCGAUCGCACUUAAAUAUGAACCUGUUACAUUUUAGAAAGAUCAUAUCAACGUAGCAUCAUUAUCGCAUGUUACUUGUUCAUCUUAACAGUUUUCAACCAAUUAAUUUGUUGAUGUGUACGAAUCUAACAUUUUAACUUUUUCUUUUCUCAAACAUUUCAUUAAGCUAAUACGAAAGUUUCUUCGCUAAUUUAUUAUUACUGUGACCUGUUAUAUAUCGUUUAUAUAAUAAAUUUAUAAUUCUCAGUACUAGUUACUGGGACAUAAUAUUAUUUAUGGACAUAGAGUAUGAGUAAAGUUUACUCAAAGGUCGUCGUCGCCAAGGCUUGCUUCCAGAUUUAUUUACGUCUGUAACGAUUCUUAUUUUAUUUCCUUAAACGGCUGCGUUUUACAGGUCUACUGACGCCAGCAGUUUCGUUAGGUGACGUCAGCAGGUUUUCAACAGGGAGAAAAUAAAGUUUCCAUCUAACGGUUCAGAUUUGUUUUCAUGUUAAUCCAAGGGUGAUAGUUUCUAUUUUCACAAAACCUUUUGAUGUUAAUGGAGAUUAAUCCUCUGUUCACCAACUUCUUCAUUCCCUUAUAAUAAUAAAUAAACAAACAUGCCAUUUCUAAUUUUCUACAUCCUCCUGCCACCUCUCCGUAUUGCCUUUUUUCUUCCCGAUGUUUCUUCAGACCAAUCUGAAGAUCGCUCGAGUUCAUCGUUCACUUUGGUCGGUUUAGACUUUUUGACUUGUUCGAACUUCAACUUCUUGUCCUUUCACAAGUACACGUUCUUUCCGAUCUAAUCUGCUCUCUAUACACCCAAGUUUGGUCAACGAUGGAGUCAACAAAGGUGUGCAUGAACGCACAGUGUGGAUCUACCUCCACGUCAGGGGAGUGGAAGAGAGGCUGGCCGAUGCGAUCCGGCGAAUUAGCCUCUCUGUGUGAUAAGUGCGGGUCCGCAUACGAGCAAUCGAUAUUCUGCCAAGUGUUCCACGCUGAGGAGUCUGGUUGGAGAGAGUGUAAUUCAUGUGACAAGCGUCUUCACUGUGGAUGCAUUGCUUCUAGAUUUAUGAUGGAGGUUGUGGAUAAUGGUGGUGUUACAUGUAUAAGCUGCGCCAAGAAGUCCGGACUAUUCUCUAUGAAUGUCGAAUCCAACGGUAGGGAGUUCCCUACAUUUGCUUCAGCAGAGCAUGUAAGCAGCGUUCUGGAGAGGACUAAUCUCAAACACUUGCUUCAUUUCCAAAGAAUCUCCCCCACUCAACCUUUUCUCCAAAUGAAACAAGAGGAGUCUCUCCUUCCCGCAAGACUAGAAGCUCUCAGACACAACACUGAGAAGAAAGAAUCUGCACAGCCAAACUUGAGCAUUUCACUUGGACCUACGCUUAUGACAAGUCCAUUUCACGAUGUGGACGACAGAAGCAAGACCACUACUCCCAUUUUCCAGCUCGCCUCUCGGUCUAGACAACUCCUACCAAAACCUGCGAACUCAGCUCCCACUACUGCUCCUCCCAUGGAGCCUAACGGGAGCCUCGUGUCGCAGAUUCACGUCGCUAGGCCUCCUCCAGAAGGUCGAGGCAAGACUCAGUUGCUUCCGCGUUAUUGGCCUAGGAUUACUGAUCAGGAGCUGCAGCAAUUAUCUGGACAGUAUCCUCAUCUCUCAAACUCCAAAAUUAUACCACUCUUUGAAAAAGUUCUGAGUGCAAGUGAUGCUGGUCGUAUUGGUCGACUGGUUCUUCCCAAAGCAUGUGCAGAGGCGUAUUUCCCACCGAUCUCACAACCUGAGGGCCUCCCGUUAAAGAUACAAGACAUAAAAGGGAAAGAGUGGGUGUUCCAGUUCAGGUUCUGGCCUAAUAAUAACAGCAGGAUGUAUGUUUUGGAGGGUGUGACUCCUUGCAUACAGUCAAUGCAGUUGCAAGCUGGUGAUACUGUAACAUUCAGCCGCACAGAACCUGAAGGAAAACUCGUAAUGGGAUACCGUAAAGCGACAAACUCAACAGCAUCACAGAUGUUCAAGGGGAGCAGUGAACCCAAUCUGAACAUGUUCUCCAACAACUUGAGUUCGGGAUGCGGUGACAUCAACUGGUCUAAACUUGACAAGCCUGAGGACAUGUCAAAGGACGGCUUAAUGCUUCAGCCGUCGCUAAUCUCUGCUAGGAAACGUGUUCGAAACAUUGGCACUAAGAGCAAGCGACUGCUCAUUGAUAGCGUAGAUGUUCUGGAACUGAGACUAACUUGGGAGGAGGCACAGGAGCUGCUGCGGCCUCCUCAGUCUGCUAAACCGAGCAUAUGUACAGUGGAAGAUCACGAUUUUGAAGAAUAUGACGAACCACCAGUUUUCGGGAAGAGGACCGUGUUUGUGUCACGUCAAACAGGGGAACAAGAGCAAUGGGUUCAGUGUGAUGCUUGUGCUAAAUGGCGACGGCUUCCUGUGGAUACUCUUCUUCCACCGAAGUGGUUGUGCUCUGAUAAUCUAUUGGAUCCUGGCAGGUCUUCAUGUUCUGCACCUGAUGAACUCACCCCAAGAGAGCAAGAUACACUUCUCCGGCUAAGCAAAGAGUUCAAAAGGAGGAGACUGGCAUCAUCAAACCAGGAGGAAGCAUCUGCUCUGGACACUUUAGCAAAUGCAGCCAUCACCACCACAGGUGAACAAGGAGAAACCGAGGUUGCAGCCACGACCAAGCACCCACGACACCGAGCUGGCUGUUCGUGCAUUGUCUGCAGCCAGCCGCCAAGUGGGAAAGGCAAACACAAGCCGUCGUGCACUUGCACCGUGUGCGAGGCGGUGAAGAGACGGUUCAAGACGCUCAUGAUGCGGAAGCGGAACAGGGGAGAAGCAGGACAGGCAAGCCAGCAGGCGCAGUCAGAUCAGUGCAGAGAGGAGACGGAAGCUGAGAGCAUUCCAGCGGUUGAACUGCCAGCGGCAGGGGGGAACAUUGACUUAAACUCAGACCCAGCUUCUAGAGUGAGCAUGAUGAGUCUUCUGCAAGCUGCAACGUUUCCUCUGGAGGUGUAUCUGAAACAGAAAGGUGUUCCAAAUACAGCGGCAGACCAGCAAAGCAGUGAUAUAGUAAGUACAGAGAACGGUUCGUCCUCAGCCGCACAAGAACAUGACAGAGACACAAGCGGAGCGCCUGAGCCAAUGAACUAACUUACUAGCCCCCUUUGGAAUCCUCCUUGAGUAUUUAUUCUUCAGAGGUGUGUUUAUUAAUGUAUACAACCUUUCUUCAGUUUCAGUUUGGUAGAGUGGUUAAGACUAUUCUGCCAAUUGUUUUAUUUUUCUUCUUGGUUUGGUUGUUGGUGUGUGGCGAGGCUUGAGAUAGAGAGAGAUAGAGAGAGAGAAAAGAAUAUUGGUGAGGUUUUUGGAAAUAUAUAAGACAGCCAAACAUAAUCUUGACAGAUUGUAAUAUAUAUAUAUGGUUCAAAAAAUGAUAUUUUUGAUGCAAA
Brassica rapa (field mustard) is the source of this 4439-nucleotide messenger RNA. RefSeq names its product B3 domain-containing transcription repressor VAL2. Gene Ontology annotation, molecular function: zinc ion binding; DNA binding. The record is from RefSeq and is a predicted model, not a curated record. NCBI's taxonomy places the organism in Eukaryota, Viridiplantae, Streptophyta, Magnoliopsida, Brassicales, Brassicaceae.